Messenger RNA from Ruditapes philippinarum (Manila clam), 5980 nucleotides. Its product is annotated as allatostatin-A receptor-like. The record is from RefSeq and is a predicted model, not a curated record. NCBI's taxonomy places the organism in Eukaryota, Metazoa, Mollusca, Bivalvia, Venerida, Veneridae. Gene Ontology annotation, biological process: G protein-coupled receptor signaling pathway. The transcript is spliced from 6 exons. The coding region runs from base 440 to 1813 and encodes 457 amino acids. Gene Ontology annotation, cellular component: membrane. Gene Ontology annotation, molecular function: neuropeptide Y receptor activity.
GGGAUUCCCAUAUCAAUAAAUGUUUACAUAAAUUUUUCUGAGAUUGUGACAGAGGCUUGAAAAAGUUUUAUUUUUUGCUCGAGACAGAUUUGUGGUAACUAUUUAUUACGUCAUAAGUUUAUCACGGGCAAUUUAUAAAUUUGAGUGCAACAGAAUGAAUUAUGGGAAAUAUCGGAUUUUGUAUGGAGGUAUUUUAGUUAAAGUCACAGUUGGAAAGAGACACUUGCUCAGCGAUAACAUGUGCUGUAACAUCAUUUGGAUUUACGCUUGUUCGUUAUUCUAAUCGCUCUUUAACAAUUGAUAAAACUUUUACUGGAUUUUUAUUUUUUAAACUAUAAGAUUACAUUUAAAUUGUCUUGUUGAAUUUAAGUUAAUAAGAUUUUUUUUCAUCAUAUUUUGGAAAUUAUAUGAAAUUGAAUCCGGUCAUCGGAAAAAGAUUAUGACUAAUUCAAGUAUGCCGGCACCGGCGGUCGAUGGUUCUGACGUUGCGUUUCAGCAAUACAUGUAUAGUUACGACGACUAUGAUUAUUUAUUGAUGAAUUACACUUACGAUUACCCGAACGACUCUUCAAUAACUCAUCUACCUUUAGAUGAAUUUGUUCCUAUGGUUACGGUUUAUACCCUUAUAGGCUUGUUGGGCAUCAUCGGGAAUCUGCUAGUAAUUUUCUCCAUCAUAAAAGUUAAAAGAAUGAGGAGUAUUACAAACCUGUUUCUACUCAGUCUUGCAACUGCCGAUCUUCUUCUAGUGUGUGUCUGCGUUCCUGCAAAGGCAAUAUCGUCCUAUUCCUACACGUGGACAUUGGGAUUGUUCAUGUGUAAAUUUGUGUACUAUAUUCAAGCUGUGUCAAUGAUUGGGUCAGCACUUACACUAACAGUGAUGAGCAUAGAAAGAUUCAUUGCUAUCCGGUAUCCACUAAAGGCCCGUUCUUUGUGUACGAAACGACACGCAAGAAUUGUGAUUAUUUCAACUUGGGUGACGUCAUUUGCUACCGCUGUUCCAACAAUCUUUGCUAUUCAAUAUCGAGAGAUCGUCGGCAUUCAUCGCACUGCUAUUUGGUGUCACAAGUACUGGGAAGAAUCACCCAUGUUUGGUAAAGCGUACGAGUUAUACAUGUUACUGUUGAUUCUAGUUAUACCGUUUUCUGUGAUGAUAAUUACAUACACUUGGAUUGCUAAUAUAGUGUGGCACGUGGCUACACGCAGAGCUGAUAUGCGAUCUGGCAGUUGUAUAUCCGAUGCAAGUGGUGAGAAACCAGUUCUAACCCCGGCAGCGGAGACACAAAUAAAACCUCCUGUAGUGCCUAUAACUUCGCCAUUGUCGGUGGGACCAACAAGCCGGGCUUCUACAGAUGAUGAUAAAACUCGUAGACAGUAUUAUUUUCAGGUGGUUAUGAUGCUGAUGGUGGUUGUGGUAUUAUUUGCCGUCUGCUGGACUCCAGUACUUGUCAACAAUGUUCUUGUUGCCUUCCAACACAUGGAUUAUUUGCAUAUGGGAUAUCUCAAGCCCCUAAGAAUGGUGUUCCAUUUGCUGUCUUACGCAAACAGCUGUGUUAAUCCAUUUGUGUAUGCCUUCAUGUCUAAGAAUUUCAGAGACGGAUUCAAACAAUCUAUUCUGACAUGUAUAAAGGGCCAGGCCUAUCUUGGGCGAUCACAUACCAUAGCGCGUUCUAUGACGUCAACAACGCGCGCAUCUAUGUCGAACGGUUGGUCCAUGACUAAUGGAAAUGAUGGUAAAACGUCAGGUCAAAGAUUUGAUUCUAUUGCACUCCGUCGGCCAAGUGAAUUCGAUGACACGGACAAUAGACGUCUGUAAUUUCAUUUGCUGUUAUGUAGAAUGACAUGUGUUCAAAAUGGUCUCAAUAGAAACUGUCGUGUAGAAAACUUCAUUUGAAAUAUUCAUGAAAACACUUUCAUGAAAUCAAGUUCGAGCUAUAAUCGUCAUUGCAUGAAACGGUGUCAUUUGUAUUAUUAUACAAACGAAUUACGUAUAUACUUCUUAUGUUUUUAAAUCCUAGAUUUUAAAGUAAAGCUUAUUUCUAUGUAUGGAUUAAAUAAGUUAAAAUGUUUAUAUUUGGCGUUACCUCAUACAAGUGGUGCUAACUGUUGUAAAACAUAUAAAUGUGGAUUUCUAAAGUUAUAUUUCCGUUUAAGUUCACUAUUUUGACAAAGAAAUAUAACCUACAGAUCUGUUUUGAUAAUUGCUUUAUUUUGAUUAUGUUUAUGACAUGAACGAUAAUUUGUUUUCAGUUCUAGGAGCUACUUUCAUUUCGAGACUUUCUCUGGGUUUCAGCCUUAAAUAAUUAGAGGAGGCGUUUGUCUUUUCUAUUUGUACAAAAAACUGUCUGAUGUAACUUUUGAAUAUAUCAAACGGCAUGACAGUGUAAGCAGUUUGUAUACACAUACCAUAUGCCUGAUCUAAACAAACCGCCUAUUACACGGACCAAACAUUUACUGUAAAAAACUAGUUUAUAUUUAUGACGAGUAUUUACAUUGUUGGCUCAGCACCAUUUAUUUGUGGCAAACACACGUUUAGCAAAAGGUGUAACAAGAAUUGAAAAAGCAAAAAAAAAAAAAAAAAUGCAUAAAUCUAGUUCAUUACUUUCCAAUAACUCGGUUAUGUCAAGUUACGAAGAAGUUGUCAUUAUAUAUAUUUGCUGCUCGUCAAUUUUAAUUGCUUUCGUUUUAGAAACUCCUUUAUAAAUCAUUAUUAUUUUGUACUUGCCUUAAAUAAUGAGUACGAAACAAUGGAUGUUCUUUUAAACUAACACUCAGUACAUGUGAUCAGUCGUGAUUGUUCUUUAAUAAUAACAGAUGAUACUGAGGUGUAAUGAACUUGUUAUUUGAAUGUUAUGUAAAUAUGAUGUUUUGUUUUUAUGUAGAUAUGUAAAUAAGACACAAUAUAUCCGUUAAACUAAUACAAAUAUAUUUGAAUAUACAACUAAUUAAGAACAGCAAUACAAGCACAUCUUCUACACAAACACACAUGUGAAAUAUACUCACUCAUUGGUAAUGUCAACAUAAACACCAAAAUAAAUAAACGUUUAAAUAUACAUUUGCGAGCUCAACGGUAACUAAAACACAUGUAUAUAAGAUACACAUCCACUCACAUACACAAAUGUAAUACAUAUUUGGCAUUAUUUUUUCACCUAUACAGCAUUUAUUCAAUGAGCGGGACUCAUUGUUUUAAAUUGAAUAAAUACGUUAUGUAUAUAAAAUUGUGACCAAUAAUGAUAUUCAUGAACAUUUUGAUAUGAAUGUACUAUAUUUGCGCAUAGUUAAAUAUACAUUUGACCUUUUGAUCCUGAUAUCAAACAAUACUUCCAUUUAGACAGAAGCUUCCAAACUUAAAAAUAAAUACAUGCCAAUUUUUAUUAUUCAUAGACGAUAAAAUACUGCAUACCAGUACAUAUACAUAUUUUUGCAUGUCUCGUUUGCAUCUAAACAAAAAUCAAUUAAAAUAUAUAUGUCAUUCUGUGCAUGCAAUUUAUGAACAUAAGAGCUAAAAAUGUAAAUUUUAUAUUAUUGUUUGCUUUGACGCAUUCGGAAUUGAUAUAAUAUUAAUGUGUAAGGCUAACUUUGUCUUAAAGCAAUAAGGUUUUUCAUCAUGCAAAAUAAUAACCUAAUAUUGAUACAGUAAACUUCACUUAUAGCGAACACGGAUAUAGCGAACUUCCGGUUAUAAGGAACAAUUUAUUUUGGCCCGAAUUUUGCCCUUCUUUAUUUAAUAUAAAAAUAUACGGUUAUUGCGAACACGGUUAAAAGCAAUUAUCGCUUAUAAGGAACUCAUUUUUUAGUCCCAAUUUAGUUAAAAGUACAGAAAAUUACACUUUUAUAACGAACUCCAAAAUACAGGCUAUCCGUAAAUAGAACCCGCAUGUUUCGUUUUCAUUGGCGGCCGAAUGUACCGUUUAUUGUUGAAUGAACUUCAAUACAUCUAUGAAAAUGAAUUUGUAUAGAAGUACGUAAUAGUUUUAUAUUUUGGAUAUUUUAGCACGAGUUCUUUUCACCAAAAUAAAACGGUUAUUCCUUUAAUUCUUUUAUUUACCUUUUCUUAAAUAGUUUUGCUCGAGUAGAAUAAUUAUGAUAAUUUAUAAUCCGUUUUUUAACAUAAUCAGCAUGCUUGCAAGCAUAAUCCAUUGAAAACAUUAAAGUAGGCUCGAUUGAAAUGGAAAGAAAUCUAUAUAUUUUAUCUGUUAAAGCACGGAUUUAUAUUAUAAAUCCGUGGUUAAAGUCACCCUUAAAAUAUAAAAGAAGAUAUUCAAUAUGAAAGGAAUGAAAAAUCGAAAAUCUUGUUUAUUCUCAAUCAUGGAAGGAAAACGAAAAGCCUAGGCCCCGUGUUUACAAAUAUAAAAGGAUAGGAUCAAAUUUAAAAGCUCUAAUUUCCUUCAUUUUUUAUCCUCACGGAUUGAAUAUCUAAUAUUAAUUUGAUAAAACUGGGCUUGUACUAGCAAAUUAUUGAAAUUUUAGAAUAAAUUAAUUGUUAUUUGUACAUGAUACGGCUAUUUUACAGUUGAACCAAAUAUUGAUCCUGAUCCUAAAAUUAAUCCUUAUUUUGAUUCAAAUAUUUUUGUACAUGUAUUUGUUUUGUUAUUUGCAAAUAGUUUGGUUUCUUUGCAAAUCAGCAAUUUUUAACCUUUUGAAUAUUUACCAUUUAAGUCUAGCAAAACACUAUAAAUUCUAGAAACAUAAAACAAUGAAAAUAAAAUCAGGAUCACUUGAUCCUACAUGAUCAUGAUCCUUUCUUUGUGAAUCAAAUGCUCUUCACAAAGGCGCACGAUGGUAAACAAUCAGUUCGUUAUAUGUUAAUCUGUUCGCUAUACAAGGAACUAAUUCGCUAUAUGCUUAGAAGGAACUUCGGAUAUAAUGAACAAAUUUUGAAUGUCACAAUGAGUUCGCUAUAAGCGGAGUUUACUGUAUAUGUUAUAAGCUCUUAUUGUUCAAACAUUAGACUUAAAUGAAUUAUUAUUUGUAUUGUCAUUUACAUCUUUAAAUCGUCAUGAUUUAAUUUUUCAGAUAUGUUAUAAAGAACUGUCUCAACAAUAUUUCACGUUAUAAUGAUCCACCAGUACAGUUGAUUAUAUCUGAACAGUAUUAAAAAAUCUAAAACUGAUAAAACAUAAUAAAUUAAAAUCAUAUUGUAACAUGUUAAUAAAUUAUGAGCUUUCUUCACUUUUUAUUCACAAUAUUUUGUUUUCAAAAUCGAUUGUAAUUAACACAAACGAUGUAAAUCGCUUUAAGAAGAAAUAUAUUCAGGAACUGUUGUAUAAUUAUGUGACUCUUGUCAUUGCUUUAACACUAUUAGUUAAAAAGACUUUUGACAAAUUAUAUAUACAAACGGAAAUAACCGCUUAAAUACGGUCAUAUAACCUGUCAAGAAUCUUAUAACAAGUUUAUAAUACUGCAAACUUCCUGCUUUACAGCAAAAACUGAAAUCACUUCGCAAAAAAUCGAAUUCAGCCGUGUAAUACUAUAUACAUGUAGAUUAUUUAAACGUCAUGAUUGUCCAAUGAAAAACAACGUUACAAAAAAUGCAGUAUUAUAAUAAUAUAAUAAUAAUACAAACGACCAAGCGUAAAGUGUAAAAGAUCAUAUGCUAUUCACGCUACGUCUUAGGUGUAUCAGAAUAUUUGAAAUGAAAGUCACAGAAAUUUUUAAUUCUUAAAAACAAACUUCUAAUGAUUUUCAAUACAAUUACACUUCCUUGCAUAGUACAUUUACACAAAUUAGCUUUUACAUUAAUUUUCUGAAAUUAUUUGAGAUUUUAUUGUCUCAAUAAUCUGAUGAUUUUACAUUCAGAUCAUGUACUGUUCAGUUGCAUGCAUCUAUGUUCUAUUGUUGUGUAUAAAGGAAAUUACAUUUUUAUCGUUAUCAUUUUGUGAAAAUAUCAUUUUUUCAUGCAAUAUUAAAAAUGUUUUCAUAUAUUUGUGACAAUGUUGUACUCUUUCAGCAGAUUAUAAAAUACAUACUAUUUUUACAACCA